ACCAUAAACCAUAAACCAUCAAGGGUGAUAGAUAGCAAUAUUUCCAUAUAGAUUGAACUGGUGAUUCAUAAAGAGAAUGGCAGCUACCGUUUCAUUCAGCGUAACGAUUCAAUGUUCAAUUCCGUCGUUUCAGAUUAAUAGAAAGAUUGGUUUAUCAUCAGUCCCUAGUAAUGAUUACAAUUCGGGGACUCGAAGGCAAUUACCUUGCUUGCAUUUUACUAGACAACCGUAUCAAAAACUAUUGGCUUCUUCUUCUUCUUCCACUCACAGUACCCCAAAGACCAGGCUCUAUGUAAGCGGAAUAUCAUUUCGUACCACUGAAGAGAGUUUGCGAAAUGCUUUCCAAAAUUUUGGCAAACUUGUAGAAGUUAAUCUAGUGAUGGAUAAAAUAGCAAACAGACCUAGAGGGUUUGCUUUUCUUCGUUAUGCAACUGAGGAGGAAUCUCAAAAAGCUAUUGAGGGAAUGCAUGGCAAGGUAUGUUCUCACUAUAGUAGUUCUUGGAUGGCAGGGUAAUCUUUGUCGAAGUUGCAAAAUCUAGAGCGGAGCUUCGUCAAGGUCUUCAGCACAAGCAAUUCUAAGCGGGUGGUUGUGUAUUAAUUAUUGCAAGUAGGACAUUAAGAUUUCUUUUUUCCCUUUUAUUUUCGUGUCUGGAUGUUUUAUCUGUAUUAUUAAUAGGCAUAUAUUUAUUGCUGCAAUUUUCUUUUCUUAAUAGGAAUUUACAGAAUCAAAUAUGUCACUAAGGUAUUGUAAAUUUUGUUAAUUCACAAUGUUGAUUAUGAUGCCAUUGAUUAAAUUUAUUAAGAAAUUUAUUUUA
Ricinus communis (castor bean) is the source of this 815-nucleotide messenger RNA. Its product is annotated as organelle RRM domain-containing protein 6, chloroplastic. Lineage: Eukaryota; Viridiplantae; Streptophyta; Magnoliopsida; Malpighiales; Euphorbiaceae. Bases 77 to 514 code for a protein of 145 amino acids. The record is from RefSeq and is a predicted model, not a curated record. Gene Ontology annotation, biological process: chloroplast mRNA modification; cytidine to uridine editing. Gene Ontology annotation, cellular component: chloroplast. The transcript is spliced from 4 exons. Gene Ontology annotation, molecular function: RNA binding.